UCACCAUUCCUGUAUCCUUUCCUCCAUCUCAUUUCACUGCACUGCUAUCCAAAACAGCAAUCAAAUCCAUUGAUACUGAAUCGCCAAUGAAUAGAAGGCACUUGUUUUCCAGCGAGACCAAGGAUUGUAUCUUGGAAGGGAUGCUCGACCGAUUCCUGGCCUCCGGCAACGCCAUCGAGGGCAUUACCAAGUCGACAGAUCCGGGCUUUCCAUCGCUCGUUCAUAGUAUCCUUGGCCUACAGCCCGAGCUGACCGACCACCCGAGUCUGGGUCAGACACUUAUGUCAUUCAUCAGCAACCAAAAUUCGCGCCUAUUCUGCGCAAUUUCAGAGCUGCAGCGUUGGUAUGGCAGUGACCACAAGUACCCUGUUCUCCAGCUAACAGCGAAAAACAUUGACAGUAUCUUCAAGCGCUCGUCCAAGGAAGUCCGCCCAUACACGGCUGAGAUGACCUAUGCGCAGCGACUGAUUAAGAUUUUCCAGCGCAAGAACCUGGCGCAAUGGGCAGGAAUCGUCCGAGCUUACUGCGAGUUCUACAAGACCGAUAAAAAGUGCCGCGGCGUGCCUGCCAUCAAUGGUGCCGAGUGGGAGGAGGCUGGGGUCUUCCUACCGCAUGGAUUUGAUCUGAAAACGCUCAAAACUGCAGCGGUAAGCUCAUCGGAUAUCGGGGAUCCACGUCACUGGUAUAGCGAUAUUGGUGACAACAAGGAGAAUGUUAAAGCCACAGCACCAGGUACAUUUUCUUCGAGAAAGGCACUGGGAUUAUCGCGCAAGCGCAGACGCAUGGUGUCUGUCUCCGAGCCAUGCCCAAUGCAGCCUGCUGCCAAGCGCAUGCACCAGUCACGCUGCUUCACGGAGCCCACGCAGCAACCCGUGUCAUCUCCAUUCCUGGAUUCCCUGGGCAAAGCUAGCGUGUUGCAGGAUGGUUCACUGUGGCAAACGCUCAGCGUGGCUGGCAGUCAACCAGCCAUGGUGGCCUUUUCGCCAUUCGAUUUUUCGGCGUUGUCUACCUCCCAGGUCUGCAACAGCCCGACACUGUUUGGCGCCCCAGAGCACUUGGGAGGGGUCGACACGAUGAUGCUUGGCUCUGCAAUGCCACUAGGUCUUAGGUCUCUGAUGCCAAUCACAACUCAAGGACCACCAUCCCUGGUGUAUACGACCAAUACCACCAGCACGCAAGGCGCACUGACGCUCUCUGACAUUACGGGUGCCAGUAGACUUGUCGGCGCGGAGUCGACACUGUCGGAUGAAUUGCUGGACCAAACAUUUGUCGGCUCACUGGAUGAUGCCGCAGCAACGAAUAUCAACGCGAUUGUCGAAAAGCUGAUCAAGAGCAAGCCGUGCAGCGUGCUAGAUAGUGGGCCAGCUACAUGGGCCAAAGCUGAGCAUGCAUUGCUGGCUGACUGCAGUGAUGGUGUAGGCAGCAGCGCUGACACAGACCGCGUAUUAGAUCUGUCUGGUGCUCAAUGAUUGCUGAAACAUG
Messenger RNA from Linderina pennispora, 1482 nucleotides. RefSeq lists its product as uncharacterized. NCBI's taxonomy places the organism in Eukaryota, Fungi, Kickxellomycota, Kickxellomycetes, Kickxellales, Kickxellaceae. The transcript has a single exon. Bases 87 to 1469 code for a protein of 460 amino acids. The record is from RefSeq and is a predicted model, not a curated record.